Messenger RNA from Solanum tuberosum (potato), 1227 nucleotides. RefSeq lists its product as uncharacterized. The record is from RefSeq and is a predicted model, not a curated record. The coding region runs from base 311 to 1090 and encodes 259 amino acids. The transcript is spliced from 3 exons. Lineage: Eukaryota; Viridiplantae; Streptophyta; Magnoliopsida; Solanales; Solanaceae.
ACAAUUUCCAGCAGAGAGUUCUUCAGAUCUUACCAAUAAUCGAGAGAGCAAUGACAAUUCAUCAUCUUCGUUGGCUGAAGAUCGAAAUCAUGAUAUUCAUGUCAUCGAAGCCAGUGUUGCGGUAGCAACUUAUACGGCCCCAAAAAUUGUGAAAUUAGAUGGAUACAACAAAGAGGAAAUUGCUGCCACCCUUAUUCAAUCAUAUUACAGGGGAUAUCUGGCAAGACGUGCUUUGCGUGCCCUGAGGGGAUUGGUGAAGCUGCAAGCGCUAGUGAGGGGGCAUAGUGUGCGGAAACAAGCGCAAAUAACAAUGAGAUGUAUGCAAGCAUUAGUACGGGUACAGUCAAAAGUACGUGCACGAAGACUCCAGUUGCUGCAGAGCAAAGUGGAAGAAGUAAAAUUGCACUCGAUUAUUAGAGAAGACCAGCACAAGAACAAGAGCCUGUCUAACAAACAAGAGACAGAAGGCUGGGAUAACAGGAACCAAAGCAUUGAAAAGAUCCUACAAAACACUAGAAGAAAACAACACGCUUAUCAGCAACAACAGAAAUGGUUGCACUCUGAUCCAGAUGAUGAUGAAGAAUGUUUUUGCAAUGAGCAUGAAAAUCCACAACAAAGUUGGAAUUGGCUUGAUAGAUGGAUGGCUUCUCAACAUGCUGUGCGACGAGAAGGCUCCUAUGUGUCAUUGUCCAUCACAGAUGACAUAUCAGAGAAGACAGUAGAAUUGGACCCAUUGGGCUCAGAAGAUGUCAACUUAGCCCAUCACAUUCUCAGUCCAGUUGAAAGAAGCCCAUAUUCAUCCACUCAGUCCAACAUGGAUUCUGUCCCUAGCUACAUGGCUCCAACUAAAUCUGCAAAAGCAAAAAUAAGAAGCCCAGGCCCAAUAAAACCUAAAAGCCCACCAGGAGUGGCCCAAUGGAAUGCAACACCGAAGAAGGUGACAGCCCGUAGGUGGAGCUAUGAUUCAUCUGCGAGAAGCCCAAACCCAAAAACUUCUGCUAAAUGGAUGGCAACCUAUAGCCCAGAAACACGUGUACACGACAGGGCCUCACCUAUGGGAGCCCCUGCUUGCAGAUAUAAUUAUAAUUAGAUAUUCUUGCACAAGUUCAAAUAAAUGGUUAUUUUAAAUAUGCAAAUGUUAUGACAUAAUUAUAUAUGUUCAGUACACUAGAAAUAAAUCUUCAUUUUCUUCUUGAUUUCAAAGGCUUAAUGUCACGUUUCUCACUU